This is a messenger RNA of Engraulis encrasicolus (European anchovy), 6289 nucleotides long. RefSeq names its product myosin phosphatase Rho-interacting protein-like. Gene Ontology annotation, cellular component: actin cytoskeleton. The record is from RefSeq and is a predicted model, not a curated record. The transcript is spliced from 22 exons. Gene Ontology annotation, molecular function: actin filament binding. The coding region runs from base 97 to 5421 and encodes 1774 amino acids. Lineage: Eukaryota; Metazoa; Chordata; Actinopteri; Clupeiformes; Engraulidae.
AGAGGUCUGCGCAGAGGAGACUCGCCACAAAGACAAGACGCUCUCAGGAGAAGCGUCAACAUCGGUCUUGUCGAUUGGGUGAAGAGUUCUGUGACCAUGUCGACGAUGAAAAUGGACAGUUUUUGUAACAAAUUUCAAGCGAAUAUUUUCAAUAAAAGUAAAUGUCAAAAUUGCUUCAAAUCCCGUGAACUACACCUCAGGACAAACGAGGACUUCAGUCAGGCCAAGCCUAUUUAUGGGGGUUGGUUGUGUCUUGCACCAGAAGGGACUGACUUUGGAAACCCAGCACAGCGAUCAAGGAAAUGGCAGCGCAGAUUCUUCAUUCUGUAUGAACAUGGCAGCCUGCAUUUCGCUUUGGAUGAGUCGCCAAGCACUCUUCCACAAGGGACGGUGAACAUGAACCUGUGCACAGAUGUGGUGGACGCCGAGCCAAAGACGGGCCAGAGGAACGCUCUGUGCAUCAUCACCCCCGACCAAGAGGUCUUCAUCCGGGGAGACAACAAGGACAUCAUCAAUGGGUGGUGUGAGCAGCUGGUGGCCUACCCAGACACCAACAAGCAGAACCGCAAGAACACCAGGAGCAAACACAUGGCCCUUAUUGGCACACAGGUGCCCGGGGGCGGGAGGCAGCCGGGGGUCAAAAAUGGCAUCUUGGCGGACGCGUCAAAGGAGAACAGGAUCCAUGGCUCAGAUGACAACAAGGUAACCCAAGUUGACUCCACCAGCCAGACAAUCGCUCACCCAGGCCCAGCACUGGAUGAAGCGUCCCACCGUGAAGCCAUCGUACCUCCACAGAAGAGCGAUGUUCUGUCCACUCUCGUCGGUGGUCUGGGUGCUGGACGCCCAGGAGAGGAGGACCUCACAUCAUCUCUCUCUGCCCCUGCCUCCUCCCUGCUCACAGCUCCUCAAAGGCGGCCAGAUCCAUCAGAGACCGAGAAUCCAAAUGGCCACUCUUUGGAUUUCCACACACUCUCGUCAGCUGCUCCAAGCCCCAUUUGUGCAAGCAGUCCCCGGGCUCGGCGAGCAGAGAGGAGGGCUGGUCAGACGGAGCUCUCUUCUGGCCUGCAGAAAAGCGAUAAUCCAGUUGAGGGGAUGUUUGGGAGAGGUCAAGCCGGGGCACCAGCGGAAGCCAGUGCCGUCAGCAGCAACCAGCAGGCCAGAACUCGGCUACAGCCCGACUCUACACACAGACCGAAAAGUUCUGAUGCACUCCACGUACCCUUGUUAGCUGAGAAAAGAGCACAGUCACCUGACCACCGCAUCUCGGAGUCUUUCAUGACGCCUGAUCUGCUGAACUUCAAGAAAGGUUGGCUGAUGGUUUUGGACAAACAGAAUGAGUGGAAAAAGAACUGGUUUGUCCUGUCCACUCACAACCUGCGCUACUACAAGGAUGCCGUGGCAGAGGAGGCGUCUGAGCUGAUGGGGGAGAUAGAGCUUACCACGUGCCAUCAGGUCACUGACCACCAAGUCCAAAGGAACUACGGCUUCCAGAUUCACACCCAGACGAUGGUGCACACCUUGGCAGCAAUGACUGCAGGCAUCCGCCGGAACUGGAUCCAAGCCCUGGCCAAAAAUGUGCGGCCCUCCACCACACCUGAUGCCAUCAUGAGCCUCUCCGAUGACCUUGGCCCUUUCGGCUCCUCGUCGGUCACCCUGUGCGAGCCGGACCUGACUCGUGACUCACUCUCCCCUGAGGUGUCGGCCAAGAUGCGGCAGGCAGCCAAACGACGCUACAGUCACCACAGGAGACGUGAGGGAGGCCCGGCGGCCAAAACGUACGGUGGCGGCAGAAGUGGAGGCCCCGCCGCACCGCCCAGACACACGCUGGCCGCCGCCGUCGACGAGCCGGACCAGAGGGAGGUGCCUGUGGAGGUGUGGUCGGUGGAGAGGAGGCGCAGGAGACGUGAGGAGCGCAGGAAGCGAUACGAGAGCGUCAUGGGCCUGGUUCUGAAGCCUGGUUCUCCUCCUGUGGUGGAGGUGCUGAAGACCCGGAGAGGCGUAGAUGUAGAUGUAGGUGUGGGUAUCCCCCUUCUGGGGCUCCUGGAGGAGCAGCAGCGGGAGCAGAGGGUGCAGGAGAUCGAGGAGCGCUGGCAGCAGGUGGAGAAGGCAGCCAUACGGCAGGAGAGGAGGGUGCCGCUCUACCCAGAAACCCCCGCCAAGGACAUGGGCCAGCUGGAGAGGCUGUUGCAUAACUACAAGAGAAGAGUGAGUCUGCCUUGUCGUGAUUAUGAUCUACUACUACUGAACGGUUCUCAGACAAGAUGCAUAGUGUUAAGGGGAGGUCAGUGUGUUACUGUGAGUUUUGUGUGUCUCUCCCAGGUAGAGGAGCUGACUAUUGAAUUGACGGAAUCUUCAGGGCUGAGCACUGCACUGGAGGAACCAAUGAGUUCUUCUUGGAACUUUCAGCUAGAAAGCCAUAAUGUCCCGAAGAGUGGAGCAAUCCCUGUGAAGAUGGACUCGCUGCUUUUCAGUAGCCACGUCUCAAGUCUAACAGACAAGUACAGAGAGACCAAGGAGCUGCUCAGGUUGGAGGAGAUACGAAGACAACGCAUGCAGGAGCAGCUUGGCCUUGCUCCAUCUGCUAAACAGUGCGACAGUGGCACUGAUGACAGACCAGGAAGAAACAGCCUUGAGUCUGGCUGUCCAGAACUGCUCGAACAUCUCAGCUUCACAAGCUUUGAGGAGCUUUGCUCUUCCUCUGUGACACAGGCGAAGCAGGCUCCUGGGGAGAACGACGAGGCAGAAAGCCGCCUUCGAUCGGAGGCAGAAAAGGGGCUUGCUCAGGAAGUGUUGUCACUGACCCGUCAAAAUGAAGCGCUCAACCAGCGCAACCAGGAGAUGGUGCACCAGCUCACCGAAGCCGACCGAGAGAUAGAACGACUCCGGCUGGAGCUCUGCGAGAGGCAAGAUGGCCGACCUAGUUGUUCUUCUGACCUGGAAGAGCUGAGCAGGGCCAGGGUGGUGGAGGGCCUGGAAAAUACGCUGAGGGAGAAAUGUGCGGAGCUACAGGAAAUGCAAGCCCAGCUGGCUAAUCAGACUGACAGGCUGAUGGACACCUUAAGACAGCUGCAGAUGAAGGAGGAGGCACUGGAGGAUAAGCGCUGUCAAGAGUGCUCAAAAGCAGAUCACUCGCACAGAAAGCAGCAUCAUCAGCAGGUCUCAGACAUCCAGCAGGAAGAAGACUGUCUUGACUGUGGUGGAGGAGAGUUGUGCAUCCUGGAGUCCCAGGACCGGGAAACCCUUGACCCAGAGAUGCCACUCUGUUGCCUCGGAGAUGAGGUCACCCAGUCACAGAUGGUCCUAGAUGCGAAGAGAACCGAUGAGUGUGAAACUGUGGAGCAGGCUAGCGGCAAUGGACUCCGUCCAGAGAAGGAGGCCAGUGUUCACAGUUUGGUGGACGCGCUCCAAACAAGGUCUGAAACACUUGGCAGGCUGCUGCAGUUGACUGGGGAGACUGAUACAAAGGACAGCGGCAGCACAGGCAAAUCAGAGGGACAGGAAGCUGGCGUGAGUCGGAGCAUUACCACGCGGCGGCUCCGUUUGGAGGAGGAGGUCUGGGCAACUCUAUUUGACCACCUCAAAUCCCACCGGACGCGCCACCAUGCUGAUGAGGACGUUUUUGGCAGGCUGACGGCCGAGCAGGCCGGGGCCAAGCUGGAGGAAAUGAAACUGCUUCUUGUCGCACAUGGGCAUUUCUCUUCCUCCUCGCCGAUCGAUUCACAGAUCGUUUGCACGGCAACUCCUGCCUCCUGCUCUUCUCACCUGACAAAUGAGUGCUCAGUUCCCCCAGAAACGUCAAACAUCAUCAGCAGGACGGAAAGCCCUGAGUUUUCAGACGAGGAGGUGUUGCGCCGGACAGAGAGGGAGAGGAUAUUGGGUCUAUACAGCCGGCUUUGCAAUGGCAGCCUUGGGACGAGCCUGAGGGAAAGUGUGCUGACCAAAACCUACCUGCUGAACUGCAUGGCCUCCAGGCUCGAGUCUUCUGCAGACACUGAGCUGAGAGCCACAGCAGAAGGCCUGUGUUCACUGUGGAGUAGGCAAGCGGAGCCGGGGCCUCUGUACCAUCGGGACAUGGGCUCGGAGCUUCUCUGCGUCUACCUGGUGAGUCAGAUUGAGACUGUACAAGAGGAAGCUGUGCAGACCGAGACUGGUCUGUGCGGGGGUGAAGAGACCUGCGAGAACUGUCAGCUGCUGAAGCGGGCCAAUGAGGAGCUCCGUGCCAGGCUGUCGGACUUGUUGUCUCAGAGGUCACAAGGUCAAAUUAGAAGUGAAAAGUUGCAGUUGGUUUCAGGAUGUGCGUCGGAAUGUGCUCAGAUGACAACCGGUGUGGAACAGGAGAUGCAGGGGAACCCUCUUCAAAGCUGCAACUCUGGACCGAUGCAAACAGAGACACUUGGGGAACUUGUGGCAGACACUGAGGACAAUGAGAACUCCCUAAGUGCUGCUCAAGACUCACCAGUGCAGGAUGCAGAGGGCAAUGCUGUGACUCCCAUCGUGGCCUCCAUACAUGGAGAACUAGAGCCGGGUUAUGGGAAUCCCAGGAGAGAGGAGAAGCUGACUGAUGGAAGUAGGGAUGAGUGUGAUGGAAGUUCAGCUCUUCAAGAGCAACAGAGGAGAGAUUUGGAAAGUCUGAGGGCGACAUGUGAGCAGGGCUUGUUGGCCAUGGAGGGGGCUCACCAGAGGGCCCAGGCAGAGCUACGACUGCAGCACCAGAGAGAGCUGGCUCUGCUCCAGCAGGACAAGGAGAAGCUGCUGGCUGAGGAGGCAGCUGCCACCCAGGCAGCAAUUGAGGCCAUGAAGAGAGCGUAUCAGAAGGAGCUAGAGAAGGUUCUGCAGGAUACGCAGGUAGAACAGAGCACCAUGGGAAAUGCAGAUGUGGAGGAGAUCCUCAAGAGACACAGAGAGGAGCUGUGCUGUAGUCGUGAGGAGCUGGAGGUGUUGUCUCAGCAGUACUCUCUCAAGUGUCUAGAGAGUGCCCACCUGGCUCAGGCCCUGGAGGCUGAGAGACGCGCCCUGCAGCAGUGCCAACGCCAGUACCAGGACAUCAGCGCCCGACACCAGGAGUUGAGUGGUGGUCUUGCAGGUGUGGACAUCUUGCCGUCUUCCCUCUGCAUAGAUGCUGCUGAUCCCAUUCAGAGAGAGAAGAUUUUGUACGAGUUGCAGAUUGGUCUGCAUGUGAAGCGAGCUGAAGUGGACUUCCUGACACAGGAGAUUGGCUCCCUCAAGGAGGAACUGCAGGCGGCCCAGAGAGACAAGCGGUAUGCCACUGAGAGGUGCUCUGACAUGCACACAGAGCUGAGCGUGAUGAGGGCUCGGGCCCAGCGCGACAUUGAGGAGCUGAGGGAGCACCUGAGGCUGGCCCACCGAGCCCUGGAGGCCUGCUCAGCCCAGGAGGACCUGGACACGCUAGAUAACCACUGAAGGCUUUUUGAACCCCAAAGAGUGGACAAAGUUGGAGGGAGGGUAGAUGCUACCAAGUCUCCACACCCAAAUGCUUAGCUCUUAACAUGGUGCACUUUCUUGAAAUAGAUGUGUACUGUACAUGAAGUACUCAAAGCAGAGUCCCUGUGCACAACCACUUCCCAGGUGCUGGUGAUGUGCAAUCAAAGUAAUCCAAGAGGGAUAAAUCACCGUACACUGGUCUUCUUUGUUGGUAGUUUAUUAAGUUUCUUUUCCUUUGUACAUUCAUUUUAGAUGGUCCAUUUUUAGAAAGUGCACUCAACUUCAAACUGUUUUUUACAAGGUCUUUGGGUGUGAUCGAACAGAUUUGUAAUUUUUUGUAGAAAAGCUGUGCGAGUGUAAUUCUUGUAUUUUCAUUGUAGUAGGCUUCUAAAGCUUAGGGCGAAACGUCUGUCUGUCUUCCUAACCCACUAAAAUACAAUGCAAGAAUUGCACUAGAGGGUGGCUUUUGUACAAAAAACACUUAUUUUUGGAUGACCUGCUGGCAGUACCGUAGGAAGCAUGGCAAUGAAACUGAACAAACCAUGAGAGACUAAUUUGGUGACGUUUUUCAUGUCCGAAUUGCCAAGACAACCCUAUGCAAUGUAUUAUACCACUAUGUACAGUUAGUAAAAUGUUUAUUCUUUGUAUAGUUUGAAAAUGUAUAGAAUGUGUAGAGAUAGAUCAUUUCAAUCAGUAUCAGUGUUCUAAAAUAUUUGUUGCUGCAAGUUCUACCUUUUUUGUUAAUUCAGUGUGUAAAUAGGUUCCACAUGCCCAUUUUAUAUGCUUUACUAUGCUUAGCCUUUGAUGGAGGUGUAUAGAGCUUUGUAAUAAAAUAUUUUUUAAAACA